CGCAAGCGCACUGCCACGCACGUCGACGGCUCCAAUCGAGCACUGCGAACAGGCGCGCAGGCGGGAGGGCGUGCCACGGUCGACGGUCUGAGCCGACCCUGCAGACACGCCGAGCUACCCGCAGCUAGUCCACCGCGACUGCAGCUACUCCACCGCGACCGCAGAAGAUGCUCAGCGCAUCCGACUCGCACCGCCGCCGCAAAAAGGACAAGGACGCCGACGACGGCGAGCGCACUAGCCCGCGGAUCAAGGACCGGGACCGGGACCGAGACAGAGACAGGGACCGAGACAGAGACAGAGACAGAGACAGAGACAGAGACAGAGACAGAGACAGAGACAGAGACAGAGACAGAGACAGAGGCAAAGACAGAGACAAAGACGGAGACAAGGACAAGGACAAGGACAAAGACAAGGACAAGGACUCGUCCCACCGCCGCCACAAGAGCAGCCGCUCGCACAAGACGCGCUCGUCGGGCUCCCGGGAGGACGUUGCUGAGCGCAGCCGCACCUCGUCGUCGUCGCACAAGAUGGCCGUGCCAGGCAUCCCCGAGCUGGGCCGGCGCAGCAGCAUCGACAGCGGCAACGGCUCGCGCGUCAGCCUGCCCUAUCCGUCCGUCAACAAGACAUACAGCAAGGAGAGCAUCUACGUCCGCGACGACGUGGACCGCCGCAAGGCCACGGUGACCCCGGACCUCACCGACGCCGACGGCUCGCAGGACGGGUCCAAGAAAGAAGGCUCGCCGACGGUGCCGCCAACGCCCACCCGCGCACCCCCUCCCCCACCACCGCGCGCGCCGCCGAGCCCGCCCCUCACCACCCCGACCACCGCCGACCUGCGCAAGACGGCCAGCGCCAACAGCUCGCGGCGGACGUCCGAGGCCCUGCACAGGGACAUGGAGGCCGGCCGACGCAGCGUGGACAACUCGACCCGCGUCUCGACGCCGUCCGGACAGCGGCACACGGCGUCGCGCUCCAGCGUCAGAGAGCAGGACUCGAUGACGGACCUGACGUCCACAACCGGCUCUCAGCCCAGCACGGUCCGCGCAAAGUCGCCCCGAGCAAAGUCGCCCCAGACGGUGCCCGCGCGCACCAAGACGGCCAGUCCAGCAGGCGGCCGCACCAAGACGUCCAGCUCCAAGACAUACAGGGCCAAGACCAAGCCCAGAGGUUCGUCCGAACUCACCCUCGACUCCGACAACACCUCCAUGCCCCUCUACCGUGCCCGCCGAACACGGUCGCCAGCCUAUUCUGACGCCUCACCUGCAUCUGUAGUCGACUCCUCUCCACGAACACCCACACAGCACUCGGUGCUGCCCUCUGUCAUCUUCGACGACAAGGACCGGCCGGCUACGGUUGAAAUCCUGGACCCCGUCUCCCGCGAGUCGUCCGUCAAGCCCAACUAUGGCUCGCCCAUGCCACCGCCGCCUCCGCCGCCACCGCCGCCACCGCCGCCAGCAAUGUCGGGCGACCCACCGCGUGUCGACUACCUGCUUCAAAACGGUGGUCUGCCACGACCCAUCCCCCGAAGCUUGCUAGGAGCCAUUGAGGGCGCAUCGGUCCCAGCCUACUCGUCGUACAUGUCGCCCGCGACAAGCGGCGCCCAGGGCCACGACGUGCGGACACUGUUCCGGCCGCUUGAAAGCGUGCUGAACCAGUACAACACCGUCAUUGACACGAACGGGUCGCUAGCCGUUGCGACGGGGUAUCGGUCGGUGGCGCGCCGUCUGCUGGACCGCCUGGAAAAUGUCUUUGCCAGGAACAUCUCGUCGGAGCACUGCAAGUGUCUGAUGUGCUUUGACCAAGUGGUUCCCGAGGACAGUUCUGGCGUAAACUGGGGCGAAAUCCUGGAGCUUGUGUCUGGGCGCUGCGAGUUGCCGUCGUGGCCACCCUACAACGAUCCAGUUGCUCCUGGACUGGGCAUCUCGGAACUCGGAGAGCCCUGCCAGCAGAUUGAUGUUGAUGUGCCAGACCAGUACCGAGCGCACUACGAGAAGCAGGCGAAGAAGACAAAGUCCUCGGUCCAGUCGUGGCUGACAGACCAACAAGACAAUUCGCCAGAGGACGCCGACGACGAGACCUUGUCCUUCAUCAUGCUAACGCGCCUGGAUCAGCCACAACGUCCGUUGUACUACGCGCUGCUCUGGGGUCUCGACAAGCUGCCCAACCCCCGCACACAGAAGCCCGAGGCAGGUACACCGCCGUACUUGGCCAAAGCUGGCCUCGCUUUGCAGCGCCUCUACCGCCUGGGCAAGGAACCCCGCGACCAGCUCACUGUCAUGUACCUGAUCCGCAACCCUGACAUGCAUAACAUACUAGCCACCCUGGCAGCAGUGACAAAGCACGAGUGGGAGAUUCUCGUGUCUGGGCGCUUCGAUGGUUUCCUCUGGUCCGGCGCGGAAGACCUGAUGCCUGGUCACAUCCCCGCAACCGAUGGACCCCAACGCUUUGCAUCGCCCAGUCCGGGCCAGGGGUUCCAAACAUUCAGUCCAGGGCCGCAGUCUCGCCCCGGUUCGGUCCGCCCAGGGUCCGUUCGUCCAGGGUCAGUACGCCCCGGCGCUGGAGGCCCCGCACCGGUACAAAUCGACGAGGAGACCGAGGUCGCUGUGCUGGCUGAGAUCGAGCGCGAGAUCUAUCUUGGCAUGGAAGCCAUGGAAGACGCGUUUGAGCACCUGCACAACCAGGCCGAGCAGGUCCGCAGACGACUUCGAGAGCGUGCCGCAGCGUUGUCAAUGGUGGCGCAGCAACGCCGCGGCUCAGGCAUGGACGACAUUGAAGUCAGGAUGAACACACCAGCCGGCUUCAGGGAGCAGGACGAUAGUCUGGAUGACCUCAGAAGUGAGAUUGGGCCUGACGACUCGGCUAGCAACGUCAGUCACAACAGGAGGAGGAAAGCGCACCGCGCACGCGAGAGGAGGACACCAGCGCCUGUCGAGGAAGAGAGCGAGGGCGAGAGCACGCUUGCCGACAGGAUUCGCAGACGCUUCUAAGCGCACCACGGGCGCUACACGAAGCAGAAAUGCGCCAACAAUGGCAACCGCGUUCAAGAGCGCGCAGGAUUUGGUUACUUGCUUUACGUUUUGCAUCAACGAGACCAUCCACCAAGGAUAUGAUUAUGGCUCAUAACGGCAGUGGCAUAUGGAUACCCCAAUGAAUUGAACAGUGCUGAGAA
Messenger RNA from Didymella exigua CBS 183.55, 3169 nucleotides. RefSeq lists its product as uncharacterized. Lineage: Eukaryota; Fungi; Ascomycota; Dothideomycetes; Pleosporales; Didymellaceae. Bases 168 to 2987 code for a protein of 939 amino acids. The record is from RefSeq and is a predicted model, not a curated record. Gene Ontology annotation, cellular component: nucleus. The transcript has a single exon. Gene Ontology annotation, molecular function: DNA binding.